This is a messenger RNA of Theobroma cacao (cacao), 2105 nucleotides long. RefSeq names its product metal transporter Nramp3.2. Gene Ontology annotation, biological process: iron ion transmembrane transport; positive regulation of reactive oxygen species metabolic process; defense response to bacterium. Lineage: Eukaryota; Viridiplantae; Streptophyta; Magnoliopsida; Malvales; Malvaceae. Gene Ontology annotation, cellular component: vacuolar membrane. The record is from RefSeq and is a predicted model, not a curated record. Gene Ontology annotation, molecular function: cadmium ion transmembrane transporter activity; manganese ion transmembrane transporter activity.
CGAAAGAAAAAGCCAGAGCACUAGCGUGGGAAGGACUGGUAGUUUUCUUUUCUUCAAGCCAGGCUUUCUUCCUUCCUUGCUAAAACCAAAAGCAAAAGCAAUCCUCCGUCGACUCUACCACAAUCUAAUAUGCCGCCGGAAGAGAACCAGGUUCCGUUACUUUCCGACCAGGACUCGGACCAGGAUGUAGCGUAUGAGUCCGGUGAAAAAAUCCACAUCAUCGGAAUCAACGAGCCGGACGAGGAAGGCUCACUGGGUGUCCCACCUUUUUCCUGGAAAAAGCUGUGGCUCUUCACUGGACCGGGUUUUUUAAUGUCAAUAGCGUUCCUGGAUCCCGGGAACUUGGAAGGGGAUCUUCAAGCUGGAGCUAUAGCCGGUUACUCUUUGCUGUGGCUUCUGAUGUGGGCUACGGCUAUGGGGUUGUUGGUUCAGCUGUUGUCUGCGAGGCUUGGCGUGGCGACGGGGAGACACUUGGCUGAGCUGUGUAGAGAAGAGUAUCCGACUUGGGCUAGGAUGGUUUUGUGGGUGAUGGCAGAGUUGGCUUUGAUUGGAGCUGAUAUACAAGAAGUUAUUGGAAGUGCUAUUGCUAUUAAGAUUUUGAGUAAUGGUGUUUUGCCUUUGUGGGCCGGUGUUGUUAUUACAGCUUGUGAUUGUUUUAUCUUCUUGUUUCUUGAAAACUAUGGAGUGAGGAAGCUGGAAGCAUUUUUUGCAGUCCUCAUUGCAACUAUGGCAGUGUCAUUUGCUUGGAUGUUUGGUGAAACAAAACCCAGUGGCUCCGAACUUCUUCUUGGUAUUUUGAUUCCAAAACUCAGCUCCAGAACCAUACAGCAGGCUGUGGGAGUUGUGGGCUGCAUUAUCAUGCCUCACAAUGUAUUCUUGCACUCUGCUCUUGUGCAAUCACGAGACAUUGAUCACAGCAAGAAAGGCCGGGUGCAGGAAGCUCUUAAUUACUACUCAAUAGAGUCCACUGCUGCUCUAAUAAUUUCAUUUAUAAUCAAUCUGUUUGUUACAACUGUCUUUGCCCAAGCAUUUUAUGGGACAGAAGUAGCCGAUAGUAUUGGCCUUGUGAAUGCUGGGCAGUAUCUUCAAGAAAAAUAUGGAGGUGGAGUAUUCCCCAUUUUGUACAUCUGGGCUAUUGGAUUGUUAGCAGCUGGACAAAGUAGCACAAUCACUGGCACUUACGCUGGGCAGUUCAUUAUGGGAGGUUUCUUGAACCUGAGGUUGAAAAAAUGGCUAAGAGCAUUAAUCACUAGGAGUUUUGCAAUUAUUCCUACUAUUCUAGUUGCUCUUAUUUUUGAUACUUCUGAAGCAGCACUAGAUGUCUUAAAUGAAUGGCUCAAUGUGCUUCAGUCAAUUCAGAUCCCUUUUGCCCUUAUCCCACUUCUUUGUCUGGUAUCCAAGGAGCAAAUCAUGGGUACCUUCAAAAUUGGCCCUGUGCUCAAGACAGUUGCAUGGCUUGUCGCUGUGCUGGUGAUAGUGAUCAAUGGAUAUCUUUUAGUAGACUUCUUCUCCUCUGAAGUCACUGGUGUAAUGUUUGCAAGUGUAGUGUUUGCAUUUACAGGCGCAUAUCUUGCGUUUAUAGUUUACCUUGUUUCCCGGGGUUUUACUUUACCUGCUUGGCGCUGUUUGGUACAAUCUAAACAGACACAGGGAAUUGAAUGAUCAAUCUUCAACACCAAUGUCAAGGCAAGAGGAUCAGAAGCAUGAAAUACCUACUGCCAAUUCAUUUAGGGACCAUCAAACUGUUCUUUUACAGAUGAAUUCCUCUAGUUAAUGCAUAUCGUUUUGGCAUAUGCAUACUUAUAGGGACUUUAACUUUAUGUACAAAGUUCAUUUUAGCAAACAUACCAUGUCUGGAGUAUCGUUUUAAACAACACGGUAGUAGGUUCCAGAAUAUCCUUAAAGAAUACAUGUAUCAAUCCUGCCGCAUACAGAGGAUUGGAGAAAGUGAGACUAUUCUUUUGAAACAUUUGAAGGAGCCAAACUAUGUAAUGUUCCAUAAUGUAACUCAUAUUUUGUUCAAGCUAGCUAUAUGAGAAACAGCUUGGACAAACGAGUAUUUAAAUUGAUUAACUGUUGCAUUUGCCAUUUUGGGCAAUCAUUUA